Molecule: messenger RNA, 884 nt
Organism: Nicotiana tabacum (common tobacco)
Lineage: Eukaryota; Viridiplantae; Streptophyta; Magnoliopsida; Solanales; Solanaceae
Source: RefSeq, a predicted model, not a curated record
AAUACCACUCAUAUACUUUUACGUUCCCAUAAAUCUGAUUACACAUUUUUCUCUCAUUAUUCUCAACAGCAAAUCUACAUCCCAGAAUCUAGCUAGCCUUAUCAACCGAACAAAGAAGUUUGCAAAAUAAAGUGAUACGAUAUGGAACAGAAUUUGCCAGUGAUAGCAAAAAAGUUCUGGAACAUAGUGCGAGUGGCAUUUUUCAUGUUGAGAAAAGGCAUAUCAAAGCAAAAGCUAAUGCUUGAUAUAAAAUUAAUGGUGAAGCGUAGCAAAAUUGGUAGCUGCAAAUCUGCUGUCCAAAAUCUUAUGUUUCACCACACCCAUCAUUUGUCCUUGAACAAACGAAACAAGCACACUACUACUCUCUCUGCCAAUGAAAACGACGUAGUUUUUGUGGAUGAAGCUGUGGUUAAUGCGUUGGAAAUGAUUCAGAGUACUGAAACUGCAUAUUCUCCUGCUAAUAAUUUGCCUGGUUUUGGGAGGACUCCUAUAGUGAGGCAACUUAGGGUUACGGACUCGCCUUUUCCUCUAAGAUCAGAAGAAGAUAAUUAUAACCACGUAGAUGAAGCAGCUGAUGAAUUCAUUUCCAAGUUUUAUAGGAAUCUGAGGCGGCAAUCUUCGCUUUCUGCUGCUUAAUGUUAAAAGAAUUCUUGCUUGUUAUUGUUCUUGUUAUAGGCAAUAUACUAUAAGUAAGAACUAUUAUGAAGAUAAUUGGGUGUAGUCUCUACAUCUACAUGGGGUGUAGUUGUGUUUUUGACAAAAGAUUUCGUUUUGAUUGUGUAAACAGAACGAAAUUCUAAUGAACAAGGAAUAUUUGAUUGUAAAUAAGAAAAUGGUUUGAAGUUGAUAAGGUGGAGAAAACGUAUUCCCCUGUUUUCUAUUAA